AUGAGAUAAUAUCAACAUGAGGAGUCUGAGAAAUUCAGUGAGCUCUAAGACAAUAAAAUCUAUCAAUGCAUGAAUACUCAAGUAAAAUACCUUGCCUACUCCUACGUUUUAUUCUCAGUCUCUGAUGUCAUUUUACUUUUUGUUGGAAAUGUCAUUCAUUCAUAGGGAGAAAUAUUUAUAUGCACCAAAAGUUGGUAUAUGAUGAGUGAAUCGCCAGAAGGCUCAGUUUUUAUUCUUGUUGACUACAUAUUCCUCUAUUUAUUCUCAAUCCUCAUCUGGUUUAUCUUCUAUAGACUACCAGAUAAAUAUGGAUUACUUGGUCACACACAAGCGCAAGAUCUCAAAAUGUCAAGUUCAACUGAGGGAUCAAUAAAUACUUCAAGUAAAGAAAAUAAAAGAAAUAAUAGUUAAGUAAUUGUGGAUUUUAUGAGAAUGAGUCAAGAUUUCGAUAAUACUCCUUUGAUAAAUAACGUCAACGUGAAAUAAAGAAAAUCAUCAGUUUAGCUAUAAUAGAGCACUCUUAUCCAAGAUGAUGGACUUCACAAAACCUUAGUCUAAAGACAUUAAAAUUAGCUCUCAAUAAGACUUACCAGCCCCCAAAAACAUAAUUUUAGAGCCACUUAGAUACCUUCUCAUCAGCUUAGUAGCAAUCAAAAUUUAAUAAGUAGUACUACUACAGCGGGAUUUGUCUCUGUAUACAAUCCUACAGCUGGACUAAUUGAGGAUAAUUCAAAAUCUGUUGUAAACAAAAGAAAGAAGAGGUAAAAUAUUUUUAUGCAAACUGAAAACAAGGGAAGUAUGCUUUCGCACAAUAGAAAGACUUCUCCGUAUAGAGAUGUUGAAUGA
Stylonychia lemnae is the source of this 846-nucleotide messenger RNA. The record is from the annotation of a GenBank genome assembly. NCBI's taxonomy places the organism in Eukaryota, Ciliophora, Spirotrichea, Sporadotrichida, Oxytrichidae.